GGACACACUCAGCUGAGAGAAGAAGAAGGAGCAGCAGGAGGAGGACAAAGACACCAUAGAAGAAGAAAAGUGGUGAGUUGAGUUUUUAGGAUAUCUGUGAAAUCCUCAUCUUCGUCUCCUUCUUCAAUCUUCUUCAUCAUCACUCUGCUCGCAGGUUUUUAACCUGCAUCUGAAGAUGGAGAGCAUUCGCACCGUGGUCUACCUGUCCGUCUGUCUGUCUGUGAUGACAUCACUCUGUCAGGGUCAGAGGUCAGCCGAUAACCACCUGCCGUCUGCACCUGACGAGCCGCUCAUGGGACUCACAACCAAAGACCUGGUGAGUCAUUUGUUGUGGUUAGGAUCUUUGGAGUCAGUGAAAAUGAGAUGUCUGUGUGAAAGUCGUAUUUUCAUCAAAGUCUCUUUGUUUUUUUUUAAAUUAUUAUUUUUAUUUUGUAGAUUUUAAAAGUUAUUAAAGAGAACGAUGAGCUUAAAUUAAGAACAUUAAAGUUUUCAGGAUUUGUUUAUUAUUUAAAUAUUUGAAAUGAUAAACACACAUUUAAAACAGGUCUUUUAUUGUGAAAAUUAAACUAACUAAACUAACGAGUAAAAAAAAAAUGAAUUAAGAGUUUUCAUAAAUUACAUUCAAAUCAUAAGAUUUUCAAAGUAAAGCCAUUUUUAUACUGAUACUUUUCUGAGAAAUGUAUUAGAAUGAGUUGAAAAAAUUUGUUAAAAAAGUUUGAUGAAAAAAUAUCACAGUGAAGUAUAUUCAUUAAACUGUUAGUAUAGUAGCAUAUGUAUAUAAAGUUUAGUAGUAUAAUAAAAAUGUCAUGGUAUCAUAUGAAAAAGAUAUAUUACGGUACAAAAAAAUGUCAUAGUGUAGUAUGUUAAAAAAAUGAUGUUUAAGUAUUAAAAAAAAUCAUAGUAUAGUAUUAUAAAAUGUCAAAGUAUAGUUUGAUAAAAAUGUCACAGUAUUGUUUGAUAAAUAUAUCAUUGAAUGAAAAAAAUCAUUGUUUACUAUGAUAAAAAUAUAGAGGAUAUAUUAAAAUAUAAGUAUAUUAUGGGAAAAUUGCCAUUGUAUAGUAUGUGAAAAAUAUUAUAGUUGAGUAUUUUAAAAAUAUCAUAGUUAAGUAUCUAUAUAGUAAAGUAUAAUAAAAUAUAAUAAAAUGUCAUUUUAUAGUAUGAAAAAAAUAUUGAAUUUUAACAAGAAAAAAACGUCAUAGUACAGUAUAUUAAAAAAUAUCAUAGUAUAGUAAAAUGUCAAAGUAUUGUAUGAUAAAAGUAUCAAAUGUUGGUGUUAUUGUUAUUGUAUAGUAUGUUAAAAAAAUUUGAAUUUUAGUAUUAAAAAAAUCAUAGUACAGUAUGUUGAGAAAGUCAUAGUUUGGUGUGAUAAAAAUUUCAAGUUUAUUAUGAUAAAAACUGUCAUAGUAUAGUAUGAUGAAUGAUGUCAUGAUAUAGUAUGUUAAAAAAUUUUGCACUCCAAUGUGAUAAAGAAUUCAAAUUUUGUUUGAAAAAACUGUCAUAGUACAGUAUGUAAAAAAAUUUCAUAGUAUAGUAUGAUAAAACUGUAACUGCACAGUAUGAUAAAAAUUUCAAAAUUUAGUUUAGAAAAAUUUCAAUAGUAUGUUAUUAAAUGUCAGUAAAAGAAUGAUAAAGAUGCCAUUGUUUAUUAUGAUAAACAUUUAAAAUUUUAGUAAACUCAAAUAUACUCAUUUGAGUUCAAAUUCUAGUAGGUAAAAAAGUCAUACAUGAGUAUGAAAAAAUAUCAAAGUAUAGUAUGUAAAAACAAUGUCAUAGUAUAGUAUGAAAAAAAAUGUCAUGGUAUAAUAUUGUUUAAAUUUUCAUAUUUUAGUAUUAUAAAAUUCAUAUUUUACUAUGAAACAAAUGUAAUAGUAUUUUACAAUAAAAAGGUCAUAGUAUAGUAUGUUAAAAAAUUAAGAUUUUGGAACGAAAAAAAUAAUAACAGUUAAGUAUUAAAAAAAUGUCAUAGUAUGGUUUGAUAAAAAAAUCAUAUAUAAGUAUGACAAAACAAUGCAAGUAUAGUAUGAAAAAAAAUCAUAGUAGAGCAUGUUUUAAUUUACAUAUUUUAGUAAUUAAAAAUUCAUAUGUUUGUAUAAAACAAAUGUCAUAGUAGUUUAAAAUUAAAAGGUCAUGGUUUAGUAUGUUAACAAUGUAAAAUUCUAGUAAGAAAAAAAAUAACAUUUAAGUAUGAAAAAAUGUUAUAGUAUAAUUUGAUAAAAAAUGUCAUAGGAUAGUCUGUUAAAAAUUUCAAAUUUGAGUACGUAAAAACAAUGUCAUUUUAUAGUAUGAAAAAAAUACCAUGGUGUAGAAUGAUAAAAAUUGAUAUUUGAGUAUGAAAAAAUAAUGUCAUUGUAUAGUAUGAUUAAAAUGUUAUAGUAUUUGACAACAAAAAGGUCAUAGUAUAAAAUGUUGAAAAUUUUAAAUUCUAGUAAGAUAAAUAAAUUCAUAGUUUAGUAUAAAAAAUGUAAUAGUAUAGUAUGAUAAAUAUUUCAUAGUGUAGUAUGAUAGAAAUUUCAGAUGAGUAUGAAAAAAUAAUGUCAUUGUAUAGUAUGAUUAAAAUGUCAUAGUAUAGUAUGUUUAAAUUUUUAUAUUUAAGUUUAAAAAAAGUCAUUGUAUUUCAUGAUAAAAAUGUCAUAGCAUAGUAUGUUAAAAAUGUAAUAUUAGUAUGAAAAAAAUUCAUGUUUUAAUAUAUAUAUUUUUUUUUUAAUGAAACAAAUGUCAUAGUAUUUUACAAUAAAAAGGUCAUAGUAACAUAUGCUGAAAAUGUCAAAUUCUAGUAUGAAAAAAAUGUCAUAGUUAAGUUAUUUAGAAAUGUAAUAGUAUAGUAUGAUAAAAAUGUCAUAGAAUUGUAUGUUGAAAAUUUUAAAUUUUAUUAUGAAAAUAAUGCCAUAGUAUUGUAUGGUAAAAACUUCAUAUUAAAGUAUCAAAAAGUAAUGUCAUAAUUUAUUGUGAAAAAAUGUCAUAUUUUUGUAUGAAAUUUUUUUUCAGUUAGUUUGAAAAAAUUACGUAUUUUAAAGACAGAUGUCAUUGUACAGAUGAUUAAAAUGUCAUAGGAAAGUAUGAUGAAAAUCUGAAAUUCUAGAAUGAAAAAAAUGUCAUUGUUUAGUAUAAAAAAAAUUUUAGUAUAAUAAGAAUGUCACAUUGUAGUAUGAAAAAUGGUAUAUUCUAGUAUGAAAAAAAGUCAUAGCACGGUUUAAAAAAAAAAAGCCAUACUAUAGAACGUUAAAAAUGUCAUAUCGCAGUGUUAAAAAAAUGCUGCUCAUGUCAGGGUAUGAUAAAAAAGUCAUAGUAUAGUAUGAUAAAAUGUCAUGGUAUUGUAUGAUAAAAAUGUCAGACCCAACUCGUCUGCCAAAUUUCAUGAGCUUUUAAGCCCAUCUAAAGGGGUUUUAAGUUGAAAAACUUUUAAUCGUAAUAAUAAUUAUAUCAAUAAUAAUAAUAAUUAAUCAUUCCUACGUGUUGACACGGGUCGUAAUAAUAAAUAAUAAACUCGGACUGAAAUCAACAUGAAGACACAAAUGUCAAUGCAAAGUGUCACAAAACAAAUGUGAGAAGAAAGAAACACAACUAAUAAAAUGAUCAAAGAGUUUCAACAACAAACAGAAAAAAAAAACAGAUAAAAUACACAAAAUAACAAAAUUAAUACAAAACAAACAUUUUCCCAAAGAGACAACAAAUAUAAAGAGGAACAAAAAGUUACAGGAACAAACAAACAGGAAGAAGUAACAGAAAAAAACAUGCAGCUUGUUUUUGUCUUUGAAUGUUUGUAUUUUCAACUUUUAUAUUUUCUGCUCAUAAUGAAUGACUUAAAAAUGUUUAAAACUAUUAUUUUGAUUUUACAUUAACAUAGUUUUUAAUUUUUUUUCUUUUUUGUGUGAAUAAAAACGUGAUAAUGUAGUAAUGUGUAAAAAAGAAAAGAGGAAAAAGCAGCUGCAGCUGGUGAGACAGAUUUAAUAUGAAUCAGAAACAAGGUUUCCAGGUUACUGAUCAAUUCAACAUUUAGACUUUAUAACGAUCAUUAAACUGUUUUAUUCAGUUCUACCAAAAGUAUAAUUUCCUUAAAAAUAAAAGCAUAAAAGACAGACUCAAAAAUAUCUUUAAGACCAUGGAGGGUGGAAAAACAGCAGAAUAUUCCCUUUAAAGGGUUGAAAGUGUGAACAUUGAUCUAUGUGUGUGUGUGCGUGCAUAGGCUGAAGCUCUGCAGGGUUUCCUGGAUGAAGCUGACAGCAGCGUCGGUCUCUCUGUGGAGAAGAAAGCCAGCGUCAUCCCUCGGGUGAGAACAUGACUGACAGCUGUCAAUCAAACUCCACCUCAUCUGGUUUUAUUUUAACCUGGAAGUGUUAAUGUGACAUCAUUUCCUCUGACUGCCUCUCUCUCUCUCUCUCUCUCAGUGUGACGUGGGCGAGCGAUGUGCAAUGAAACAUGGACCUCGGAUCGGUCGACUUUGCGACUGUCUGAGAGGAACGGCAUGCAAUACCUUCUUUCUGCGCUGCUACUAAACAUACACACACACAGACACACACACACACACCUGUCUCGCCGGACAGUCUCUGCAUGUUUCCAUCUGUUUUUUCUCGCUCUGGUGUCCGUCCCUCAGAUUCAUUUAUUUUUGUUAAAUAAAGAUUCUCCAUUAAGCUGCUCGA
Xyrichtys novacula (pearly razorfish) is the source of this 4637-nucleotide messenger RNA. Lineage: Eukaryota; Metazoa; Chordata; Actinopteri; Labriformes; Labridae. The record is from the annotation of a GenBank genome assembly.